AUGAUAGGUCACUAUGCCAAUGAGUGCUCAAGUGCUGAGAAGAAGUGUUACAAGUGUGGGAAGACAUGGAACUUCAUUACUGAUUGUAAGGAUAAUGGUGUGACUUGCUACAAUUAUGGUGAGCAAGGCCAUAUUAGUACUAAUUUCCAGAAGCCAAAUAAGGCUCCAUCUGAAGGAUUUUUUUUUCAUUUUUCAGGGACAGAGACUACUAGUGCUGACAGGUUGAUUCGAGGUACGUGUUUUAUCAAUAGUACCCCUCUGAUUGCUAUUAUUGACACGGGUGCAACACAUUCUUUUAUUUCGCUUAAUUGUGCUAAGAGAUUGGAUUUAAAUUUAUCUUCUAUGGUAGGAAGUAUAGUUAUUGAUACCCUAACCAGUGGUUCAGUAACUACUUCAUUGGUGUGUUUAAAGUGUCCUCUGACUAUUUAUGGUAAGAAUUUUGCGAUAGAUUUAGUCUGUCUACAGUUGAGUAAUCUUGAUGUUAUCCUUGGAAUGAACUGGUUGGAUUUCAACCGUGUUUAUCAACUACUUUUACAAUAUCGUUAUAUUUCUAGAGAUGGGAGGAUAUGGGGAAUUAAUGUUUAUAUCUGCUAA
This is a messenger RNA of Lathyrus oleraceus (garden pea), 594 nucleotides long. RefSeq lists its product as uncharacterized. Lineage: Eukaryota; Viridiplantae; Streptophyta; Magnoliopsida; Fabales; Fabaceae. Gene Ontology annotation, molecular function: aspartic-type endopeptidase activity. The transcript has a single exon. Bases 1 to 594 code for a protein of 197 amino acids. The record is from RefSeq and is a predicted model, not a curated record. Gene Ontology annotation, biological process: proteolysis.